Solanum pennellii is the source of this 540-nucleotide messenger RNA. RefSeq lists its product as uncharacterized. Gene Ontology annotation, molecular function: nucleic acid binding. The record is from RefSeq and is a predicted model, not a curated record. The transcript has 3 exons. Bases 1 to 540 code for a protein of 179 amino acids. Gene Ontology annotation, biological process: DNA integration. Lineage: Eukaryota; Viridiplantae; Streptophyta; Magnoliopsida; Solanales; Solanaceae.
AUGGAUGUCAUCGAUUUGAUAGAGACAUCCGCUUCUAAUGGACACAAAUUCAAUUUGGUUGCCGUUGAUUACUUCACCAAGUGGGUGGAAACAGCUUCAUCCAAGUUGGUAACCAAGAAAGUGGUGGCUGAUUUUGUUAGCAACAAUUUGAUAUGCAGAUUUGGAGUGCCAGAAUCCAUCACUAGUGAUAAUAGUGCAAAUCUCAACACUCACUAUAUGAGAGAGAUAUGCGAGGAAUUUAAGAUUACUCAUCAAAACUCGACCGCUCAUUGUCCUCAAAUGAAUGGAGCUGUGGAGGCCGCCAAUAAGAAUAUCAAGAAGAUUCUAAGGAAAAUGAUUGACAAGCAUCGAGUAUAUGGACAAGAAGCAGUCAUACCUAAUGAAGUCGAAAUACCGUCUUUGAGAAUCAUCCAAGAGGCUGAGUUAAGUAAUGUUGAAUGGAGAUGGAUGGCAUCGUAUGGCCGAAACCAAUCAACUGAAAUGCUGACAAGAGAUACUACGUGUGAAGCUUCAGUUUGCAUUCCUGUUAUUUACUUGUAA